Molecule: messenger RNA, 5548 nt
Organism: Nycticebus coucang (slow loris)
Lineage: Eukaryota; Metazoa; Chordata; Mammalia; Primates; Lorisidae
Gene: REEP3
Product: receptor accessory protein 3
Exons: 8
Coding region: 189-956 (255 amino acids)
Biological process (GO): endoplasmic reticulum tubular network organization
Cellular component (GO): endoplasmic reticulum tubular network; endoplasmic reticulum membrane; cytoplasmic microtubule
Molecular function (GO): microtubule binding
Source: RefSeq, a predicted model, not a curated record
GCGGGCGGGGGACCGACCGCCGCGCAACUCGGGCUGCGGCGCUCAGACACCCGGCCUGGCUCCCGAAGGCGCCAGCGCGGCCCCGGGGAGCACGAGGAGUCGGCAAGCGCGCGGCCUGCCGUUGGCGGCCUGGUUCGCGGCACUCAGCGCCCACCCGCCCCGAAGGUGGGGCCCAAGCCCCCGGGAAGAUGGUGUCCUGGAUAAUCUCCAGAGCCGUGGUGCUGGUGUUUGGAAUGCUUUAUCCUGCUUAUUAUUCAUAUAAAGCUGUGAAAACAAAAAACGUGAAGGAAUAUGUUCGAUGGAUGAUGUACUGGAUUGUUUUUGCUCUCUAUACUGUGAUUGAAACAGUAGCAGAUCAAACAGUUGCUUGGUUUCCUCUGUACUAUGAGCUGAAGAUUGCUUUUGUCAUAUGGCUGCUCUCUCCCUAUACCAAAGGAGCCAGUUUAAUAUAUAGAAAAUUUCUUCAUCCACUUCUUUCUUCAAAGGAAAGGGAGAUUGAUGAUUAUAUUGUACAAGCAAAGGAAAGAGGCUAUGAGACCAUGGUGAACUUUGGACGGCAAGGUUUAAACCUCGCAGCUACGGCUGCUGUUACUGCAGCAGUGAAGAGCCAAGGAGCAAUCACUGAACGUUUAAGAAGUUUCAGUAUGCAUGAUUUAACAGCUAUCCAAGGUGAUGAGCCUGUAGGACAAAGACCACAUCAACCUUUACCAGAAGCAAAAAGGAAAAGUAAGGCAGCCCCUGGUGAAUCAGCAGGUUGUAGAAUUCCACUGAAAGACGGAGAUGAAAAAACAGAUGAAGACCCGGAUGGGCCAUAUUCAGAAGAUGAGAUGUUAACACACAGAGGGCUUCGGAGGACACAAAGCAUGAAAUCUGUGAAAACCAGCAAAGGCCGCAAGGAGGUACGGUAUGGAUCACUAAAAUACAAAGUGAAGAAGAGACCACAAGUAUAUUUUUAGUCAUCUGCACUUCAAAAAUCCAAAAUUCAAAAUUUUGUGAAUACAUUGAUUUCAUUUUCUGAUAUGAUAUAUUUAGGAUCUACUCAUUAAAACAAUUGUGGCGGUGAUAGGAUUUAUUUAUCUUUAAAUCGUGGCAGUGAUAGGAUUUACUUUCAUGAAUUUAAAUCAUUUUUAUUUCUUUAACAAUUUCUUCUAAAUAUUGACUGCUCAAGGUAGUUAGGCAAGAUGUACUAAUACGUAUAUAUAUCAGAAAGUAUAGAAAAUCAUGUUAUCUUUUUUCAGUCAGUAACAUUAAGUGCCUGAGAUACAAGAUGAAACAUAAGCCCACAGUAUACUUGAAAAGAGUCUUUUUAUGGUUCAGGAUAAAUCAGCCUUUAUGGUGUUGUAUUGUGUUUACCUCCAUUAUCUAUCACAUGAGAAUAGUAAUUAAACAGGCCUCUGACCUGGCAGUGAUAUAACAAGGACAUAAUGUAAGAAAAUAAAGUAUGAUACUCUUUUUAAGUUUUUACUUUUAGAAUACUUUCUAGUUUUUCUACCAUUAACUGAAAGUCUUUGAAACAAAUAUUUGAAAACCAGGUAUCCACAUAGCACUUUUAUUCCUGUCUAGUUUUGCACACUUGAAAAUUGUUUACUUAUUUUACAACUGUAUAUUUACUUUAAGUUUUAUUGACACUGUCUUUAUUGUUAUUUGUCCUAUUCUGACAUGUCAAAUUUAUGCCUUGAAUUAUAUCAUCUCUUUUUCUGUGGGUUUCAUUUGUUAAAUUCAGUGUAUUUUAGUAAUAUAAAAAUAUACCUAAUUGUAUAGUUUUAACUAUGUUUAAUUAUCUUCUUAACAAAUAAAAAGUUUGUUAAGGGUGUCACCUGUAGCUCAGUGGGUAGAGCACCUGCCACAUACAACGAGGGUGGCAGGUUCGAACCCAGCCCAGGCCAGCUAAAAAACAACAAUGAUAACUGCAACAAAAAAAUAGCCAGGUGUUGUGGCAGGUGCCUGUAGUCCCAGCUACUCGGGAGGCUGAGGCAAGAGAACUACUUAAGCCCAAGAGUUUGAGAUUGCUGUGAGCUGUGAUGCCACAGUACUCUACCUAGGGUGACAUAGUAAGAAUCUGUCUCAAAAACAAAAAAACAUUAACCAGUUUUCCAUAUUUAGCUAUAUAAAGGAGUUAAACUCAGUUUUUGUCAACACUGAUUACAUUUUUAGCCUUUAAAAAUGGUAGCUUUUAGGCUGGGUGCAGCGGCUCAUGCCUGUAAUCUCAGCACUCUGGAGGCUGAGGCAGGUAGAUUGCCUAAGCUCAGGAGUUCAAGAGCAGCCUAAGCAAGAGGGAGACCCCCUCUAUAAAAAAAUAGCUGGGUGUUGUGGCAGCUUCCUGUAGUCCCAGAUACUUGGGAGGCUGAGGCAAGAGAAAUCACUUGAGCCCAACAGUUUGAGGUUGCUGUGAGCAAUGAUGCCAUGGCACUCUACCAAGGGUAGACAAAAUAAGACUCUCUCAAAAGAAAAGGUAGCUUUUGUGAAAUAGAGUCAGAGAUCAGUGUAACACUUAGGUCCCUUCUAAUUCAUAAAAUUCUUCAACAACCAGUCCAUUCACAAGCUUGGCAUUAAUAUGUACUGAUGGUUUAUAAAUCUAGCUUCAACUAAAAUAAUUUGAAGCUCUUCCAGCUGAAAUAAUUUCCUGAUUCUGUGCAAAAUACAGACAUCCUUAUUGCUACAUAUUAGAAGCUAUUAGGAAAAUAUCAUUUUUUAAUCAAAGAGGUUUUUGAGUUAUUGAACUCUGAGACUUUCUUAGCUUUUACUGAUAACUAUGCAUUAUGAACCCUACGUCAAUAUAUUUUUGGUGAUUGUUUUAGUGAUCAGUGAUCACAUUUGUGCUUAUUAUGAUUGUUUUGAAAAUUUACUUGACUGUUCUACAUGUUUACCCAAAAGAAAAAAUGAGAGUUUGGGCGGCUCCUGUGGUUCAGUGAGUAGGGUGCCGGCCCCAUAUGCUGAGGGUGGCGGGUUCAAACCCAGCCCCGGCCAAACUGCAACAACAAAAAAAUAGCCGGGCGUUGUGGCGGGCGCCUGUAGUCCCAGCUGCUCGGGAGGCUGAGGCAGAGAAUCGCUUAAGCCCAGGAGUUGCAGGUUGCUGUGAGCCGUGUGACGCCACGGCACUCUACCUGAGGGCAGUACAGUGAGACUCUGUCUCUACAAAAAAAAAAAAAAAAAAAAAAAAAUGAGAGUUUCGUGAGAUUUUUGACCUUUCUACUUUUUAAGAAAUUAAACCAGCUAGUAAUAUAUAAUCAGGACCUCCUCUGAGCACUGGUAGAGAACAGGAGUACCUUGGUAUAAUAUAUACAUUGUCUCUUGAUACUGCUCUUAAAACUUGUGUAGAUUAUUUCACAUUCUUGAUAUAUAACAUCCAGUAAAAAUUCAUUUAGUUUUUUUUCUCCUACUGUUUAACUCUACAAAUAACACUAUCUGUGUUUUCCUUUACUAAUUUCUUUUUUUUUUGUUUGUUUGUUUUUUUUGUCGAGACAGAGUUCUACCCUAUGCCCUGAGCAGAGGGCAAUGGCAUCGUAGCUCACUGCAACCUCAGACUCCGGCUGUGGGCAUCCUGCUGCCUCAGCCUCCGAAGCCGCUGGGAUUACAGGCGCUCGCCGUGGCGCCCGGCUGGGUUUUUCCAUUUUUUUCCAUGAGUCGGGGUCUCACUCUUGCUCAGACAAGCCUCGAACUCCUGAGCUCAAGCAAUCCUCCCUCCUCAGCCUCCCACAGUGCUGGGAUUACAGGCGUGAGCCACCGCGCCCGGCUUCCUUUACUAAUUUCUAGCCCUUUGAUUUCUGUUCAAAAUUCCUAUGAAUUCUAACUGUAAACUCUUGAAAGAGUUUUAUUUAUGUUGCCCAGCACUACACUUCUCAAUACAAAUGCUGCACCAUGCUUAUCUUUUGUACACAAAGGCAGUGUCAUCUCAAAUUGCCUAAAAAGGUCUUGUAUGUAACCACAAAUCAAAAACAUUAUCUGUGGGGGCAGAAUUACACCAUUUUAUUUUUUUUCUAAUCUCAGUAUUAAAUCUAUUCCUUAGUAAACUCAUAUGCUGUUUUAAAUUGUAGGAAUUAUUUAGCCCUCUAUACUUUUAGAAUCAAAAUGCUUCAUCAAAGACACCACCAGUGGCUCAGCGCCCAUAGCUCAGUGGUUAGGGCACCAGCCACACACACCAGGGCUGGUGGGCUCUGCUAAGCCUGGCUGGGGCCUGCUAAACAAUGACAACAACAAAAAACUAGACAGGCUUUGUGGCGGGCACCUGUAGUCCCAGCUAUUUGGGAGGCUGAGGCAAGAGAAUCACUUAAGCCCAAGAGUUGGUUGCUGUGAGCUAUGACCCCAGGGCCACACAGUGAGACUCUAUCUCAAAAAAAAAAAAGAAAAAAAAAGCACCACCAGUCUCAAAGAAGUAGUGCAAAGCCUUCUCUUUAACUAUAUAGUUAUACAGUUUCGCAUUCUAGUGCUUCCUCUGAUACAUCUUCUAUUACAUCUUUGUACACAGUUGAUAUCAUUUUGUUCUUCUAUCAUUUCUUUUUUCCCCCUUUAUAUUUCUUAAAUUUUGGUUCUAUUCCCUGACAUGUGUUUUAGCAUGCACCUUUCUUUGAAUUUGUUCUAAUAAGCUUAUGCAUUAUUAAGCUUAUGUUUAAGAUAGAACAGGCCUUUUUUUUUUUUUUUAUCUGCUUUUAAGCCUAUUGAUUUUAAAACAGGUAAAUUAUCCGUAGUCCACAGUGCCUUGGUUUUCCACUGCCAACACAUGGGGCCUGGCAUUAGCUACACAAACCUCUUUAGGGCACUAUUUUGGUAGCUGUUCAAGUUUACCCAGAAAUUGUAGCAGGUGUUUUAUUUUACUAUAUAUUCAUUCAAUUUGUUCAUUAAUAUCUAACUAUUUCCAGGGUUUGUUUAGGAGUAAGAAUUUGUCUAUUCUUUAGUUUACCAUAUUUUUUUCUGGUAUAAAAAGAGCCCAGAAGUCAGCCUUAUUGCUAAGUAAUUAAUUAUGUUAAACCCAUCUAGGUUCUAUAUAAGAUCACUUCUAUUUCACAUAUAUAUAAGAAUUUGGCUAAAAAAAUUAUACUGCCUUCAUUACUAGUUGUAAAUACUUGACUACACUAAUUAAGAGAACAAAAUUAUUAAAGUGUUUUCAGGGAUCUUAGUCCAUAUGUCACCACCAAAGAUUUUUACAGUAUUAAAAAGUGUGUAAAUAUCCCAAUUUCUGUAAAACAUUACAGAAUAAUGUUAGAUAUUAUUCUUAGAUAAAUGUUUUCUUUCUCUGUUUUUUUGAAUAACAAUCUGUGCUUUCCAAAAAUGCUUGAACUUUUAUGUUGAAAAAUAUAUAAUACUAUUUUAUAUGAAAUAUGAUUAAUUUGUAUUCUUAAUUGGAAUGGACUAAAUUUUCAUUUGAAUUAUCCUUACCUGGAAAAUUAAGGCGUUUAUAUAUAUUUUAAAACAAUUUGCUAUGUUUUCUACUGUUUAGGUUGAUUCAUUUGUGAAGGAAUUUGAUAAACUGAGAAAAUCCUUGUUAUUGUGGUAUGCAGUGUAUACUUCUUACUAAAUGUCAUUUAAGACUAAAGUUUUCUGAAAGUAUAGC